This is a messenger RNA of Halteromyces radiatus, 1471 nucleotides long. Its product is annotated as methyltransferase-domain-containing protein. The coding region runs from base 14 to 1372 and encodes 452 amino acids. The record is from RefSeq and is a predicted model, not a curated record. Lineage: Eukaryota; Fungi; Mucoromycota; Mucoromycetes; Mucorales; Cunninghamellaceae. Gene Ontology annotation, biological process: rRNA methylation; ribosomal large subunit biogenesis. Gene Ontology annotation, cellular component: nucleolus. Gene Ontology annotation, molecular function: rRNA (adenine) methyltransferase activity. The transcript has 6 exons.
CUUCACCAAUACAAUGCAACCUUUAUUCCAAACUUCAGGUUGGACAUUACCAGCCAAUGUCGCCCCAGAAAUAAAGAAAAAACAAAAUAAAGACAUUGAACAAUCAACAACCAAAACGACCAAAGAUGCUGACCAGAUCCAAGCUCAAUUCAAUCAGUUAGGACCAAAAAAAACCAAGAACCAAAAGAAACGUGAACGUCAAAAAAAUGCAGAUCAACAAGUGAAUUCAAAGAAACCCAAACUUGAUAAGGCCAAAUCACCUUCACCACAAAAACAACCAUCUGACAAAAAUCAAAUUCAACAAAAACAACCCAACAAAAAGAUCAAUAAGCAACAAGUAACAACUAAGGAACAUCAAAACAAACAAGUUGACAAUGAAUCCAAAGAUCAAGACAAGACCAUGACACCUGUAUCAUCAAAUACUAGUGACAAUAUAAAACCCAAAAAAAUGAUCGAUGCGAACAAGAAGAAUAAGCUCAAAGCACUUCUUGGUAAAAAUAAGACUGCACCUAUUGUCAAGGAAGAUUCAUCAGCACCAACAAAAAAAGAAAAUAAGGCAAAUGUUCAAAACAGUAACAAGCAGCUGACGGCACCCAAGAAUGAACCUCGAUUGACCCCACUUCAACAAAAAAUGAAAGACAAACUUUCUGGCGCAAGAUUCAGAUGGCUCAACGAAAAACUAUAUACCACUGAAGGCAAUGAAGCCUUCUCUCUUUUUCAAGAACAACCGGAACUGUUUGAUGAGUAUCAUGAAGGUUUUCGACAUCAAGUGGAGUCAUGGCCUGUGAAUCCUGUGGAUCUUAUUUUAGAACAACUCGAGAAGACACCUAAAGGUACUGUGAUUGCUGAUCUUGGUUGUGGUGAUGCUGUAAUUGCUCAUACUUUGAAGAAACAGAAUGUGCUCAGCUAUGAUUUGAUUGCUAAGAAUGACAAAGUCAUCGCCUGUGAUAUCACCAAGUUGCCAUUGUCUGAUAACAAGGUUGAUGUAGUUGUAUUUUCUCUUUCUCUUAUGGGUACGAACUAUCUCGACUUUUUGAAGGAAGCUCAACGGAUUUUGAAACCAGGUGGCGAAAUGAAGAUUGCCGAAGUUGUUAGCCGAUUUAGUGAUAUUGAUGCCUUUAUCGAUCUUGUGGAAACCAUUGGAUUUGAUUUUAUGGAAAAGGAUGACAAUAAUAAAAUGUUUAUCAUGUUAUAUUUCACCAAACGCCAUGAAUCUAUCUCUAUGGAAAAUGCCAACGAGGAAAUGAUGGAAGGACUAUCGAAACAUCAAAAACGCAUGUUACAACAAGGUACAGGUGGACGCGUCAAUAUCAACAAAUUACGCAAGAAAUCCCAAAAUCUAUUGAAACCCUGUCUUUAUAAACGUAGAUAAUGUUUUUUCCUUUUUAUAAUAAUGGUCAAUUUAAUUAGAAUUUUUUUUUUUAUCAUUUUUCAUUACAAUUGUAUCAAUAAAAACAUUUUUAGCAUUUCA